CUACUAUCAACAACUGUGAACUAUCAGUUUUCACAGUAAGUUCACAACAGCACAGCACAGACUCGCCGUUUGCCCGUUUCAUGUGCUAGUAUAGUCAACGACUAAAUUUAUUGUGUUCAUUGCUGUUUGCUUAUUUGCUCGUCAAUCGUAAAUCCAAAAUCUUACACACCAUGGCCACUUCCGUUGCGACUAAUCCUUCGACUUUGCUUCCACUUGAACUCGUGGAUAAAUGUAUUGGCUCUAGGAUUCACAUUGUUAUGAAAAACGAUAAGGAAAUAGUUGGUACUUUAUUGGGGUUUGAUGAUUUUGUCAACAUGUUGCUUGAAGAUGUAACGGAAUAUGAGUCUACGCCUGAAGGAAGACGAGUCACUAAAUUGGACCAAAUAUUGCUAAAUGGAAAUAAUAUAACAAUGUUGGUUCCUGGUGGUGAAAUGCCUGGUGAAUAACACUUGAUGUUAACAUUUUUAUUGAAACAUCUAUCAAGUCAUAUACAGACAUAAUAUAUUUAACUAUUAAUAAUAAAUUUAAUGUGUACAUGUUUAGCCUAUCUAAAUGUUCAAGUCUGAAAUAUAAUAAGUUACUCAUUAA
Messenger RNA from Acyrthosiphon pisum (pea aphid), 588 nucleotides. Its product is annotated as U6 snRNA-associated Sm-like protein LSm5. Lineage: Eukaryota; Metazoa; Arthropoda; Insecta; Hemiptera; Aphididae. Gene Ontology annotation, cellular component: Lsm1-7-Pat1 complex; U4/U6 x U5 tri-snRNP complex; U6 snRNP. Gene Ontology annotation, molecular function: RNA binding. The transcript is spliced from 3 exons. Bases 171 to 446 code for a protein of 91 amino acids. Gene Ontology annotation, biological process: mRNA splicing, via spliceosome. The record is from RefSeq and is a predicted model, not a curated record.